CUACUACUUUAUAAAUUCUCUCUCUCUCUCUCUCUCUCUCUCUCUCAAUAUAUAUAUAUAUAUAUACUGAAAAACAACUUUAAUUUGUAUAUUUAUAUGUACUAUAUAUAAAUACAUUGCUGUGGGUUUAUUGCUGAAAUCAAAUGGGAAGGUCUCCAUGUUGUGAGAAAGCUCAUACAAACAAAGGUGCAUGGACCAAAGAAGAAGAUGAUCGCCUCAUCGCUUAUAUCCGAGCCCACGGCGAGGGUUGUUGGCGUUCCCUUCCUAAAGCCGCUGGCCUCCUUCGUUGCGGAAAAAGCUGUCGGCUUCGGUGGAUCAACUAUUUAAGACCUGACCUUAAACGAGGCAAUUUCACUGAGGAUGAAGAUGAACUCAUUAUCAAGCUUCAUAGCCUUCUUGGUAAUAAGUGGUCACUUAUAGCUGCGAGAUUACCAGGACGAACAGAUAACGAGAUAAAGAACUACUGGAACACACAUAUAAGAAGGAAGCUAUUGAACCGAGGGGUCGAUCCCUUGACUCAUAAGCAACUCAAUGAAAGCACUGCACGUCAUGUUGCAAAUGCAAUAUGUUGCAAUGGCGUUAAUUAUGAAGGUAACAAAGAAGACAGCAAUUAUGAUAUUAAAAACCCUAAUGAAUACAUCCACAAAGAUGAUGAUGAUGAGAUGAAGAAAAUCCCAGACUUGAAUUUGGACUUGAGAAUCAGUCCCCCAACAGAGCCAAUCAUGAGCAGUAGCAUGAACAAAAGCAAGAGCAAGAGCAAGAACAAUGGUAAUGGUUAUGAUUUCUUGGGGUUGGAAUCUGGUUUCCUGGAUUUUAGAAGUUUGGAAAUGAAAUAAGAGGAAAUUUGGGUUUUCUUGUUCUUAAAAAAUUAGGUGGUAGAUGCAGAGAAAAAUGAGAAGGAUGUUCUAGUUUAUUACUAGCUUAAAAAUCUUUCUAAUUUUGUCUUUAUAUAUGGUUAAUGUAGCUGGAUUUCUUGAGGAGAAAUUAUGAAGUGAUGUUGGUUCGGACCGUUGGAUCUUUUAUUGAUUUGAUAUUAAUUUUAUGGGAUUUUUUUAAAA
Molecule: messenger RNA, 1058 nt
Organism: Gossypium raimondii (Peruvian cotton)
Lineage: Eukaryota; Viridiplantae; Streptophyta; Magnoliopsida; Malvales; Malvaceae
Product: MYB-like transcription factor 4
Exons: 2
Coding region: 144-836 (230 amino acids)
Source: RefSeq, a predicted model, not a curated record